CAUGAUGAUCGUAUAGUCGGUGCUGCCGCGGGCGCCAGCCGCCGCCGCCGUCGACGUGCAGUCAGUUUUUGAUUCGGCUACGCGACGCACGUUUAACCGCCGGCUGUUGUCCCCGGCGCAAUGAGCGAGAAGCGUGUCAUGUGACACGCGCGAGCGACGGUCAGUUCGCACGUAACAUACAUUAUAAUAUAAUAAUAAAAAGGAGACAUAUCGCCGUUCGAUUGAUACAUACAAUAAUAAUAAUAACAAUAAUACCCUAGUUUGUAUGCACAUCCAGUAGUAUACAACGUAUACGAUUAAAAGUUUAUUUUUAUAUCACGGGAUCUGGACGAACGGAGUUCCUCCUCUUAUCACGUCACACAACCUUCGCAUUGCACCUGCGAUAAACGUGUUAUUGAUAUGUUACCGGAAGUAAACCCGGUUCCCCCCCGGUAACAGUAACGAAACAGUGAAUUUUAAUAUUACCAACGAACAAUCCAAGUGGAAUUAACGUUGUAUAGAUUCAAGUAAAAAAACGCAAAUAAAAGAUACCGAUUAAAAAUAAAUUCUAACCAAAUACUUACGUCAAUAUGGAAUAUCAGUAAUAAUAAUAAUAAUAAUAAUAAUAACAUCAACAGAAUACUCCUAAUAACAAAAAAGAAUAAAAACAGAACGACGAUAUAACAAAGAAAAAGCGGGGUUGCUAGAAGGAGGAGGAGGAGGGGAGAGGGAAGCAACAUUUUUUUGCAACACUAAAAUAUAUAAGACGUUCGCGGAUCCCGACGACAUGUAGCCGCGGUCAGGGGUUAGAGGGGGUGACGUAGAGUCAGUAAGCGUCGCCGAUAGGAGAUGGAAGAGGCGUGUUGCAUCGGACACCAUCACGUUGCAGGUAUCAGGAGAAGAAUAGACGAUGUCGCGGCUGAUGGUUUGGGGUUGGCUGAUGACGGUUAUCUCGAUGUCCGUCAUCGUCGGCACCGUCGAUGCAGCAGCAUCGACGAGAAUUUGCGCGGAGGGUUGCGUGUGCGGCAACGGAGGAACGCCGGAUUUGUCGUGUUCGGAUCGAAGUUUCAGCGGUUUGGAAUUGUCGGAGGAUGUGGCAUUUGUUUCCCUCGUGAAUGUUUCAUCGUCGAGUAUAACGGCGACGAUAUUAUCGCCGGCGAAGCGACUGCGGAUGUUGACGUGGAGGAAAAGCGACGUAGAGAGUUUAGAAACGGGAGCAUUUCAAGGCGCCACGCUUCUACAGCGAUUGGAUCUAGGUGACAACAAGCUCGCAUCGUUGACCGGCGACGUGUUUAGAUCGUUGGUGAAUUUGACAUUUUUAAAUCUAACGCACAACAGACUCGUCCACAUCGACAAAUACUGUUUUCAGGAUCUCGUAUCGCUCGACGAACUUCACAUAUCUAACAACAAACUUAGCUUCAUACCUUAUCAGCUAUUCUCACCGGCGAAAAAUCUCCGCUACCUCAACGUCGCCGGGAAUCGUCUAGUCUCUCUACCCGAUAACAGCUUCGCGCCCAACAAAGCUUUACGGGAAUUGAUAUUGUCGAAUAACCGGCUGACCAAGCUGCCUUCAAACUUGUUUUCCGGUCUUCGUCAGCUCCGCUUCCUCGCUCUUGACGGUAACGUGAUCCACCAUAUUCCCCGGAGCUUCUUCGCCGACCUGGAGAACCUGGAGAGUCUCGAUCUCGGCGAUAAUCCGAUCGCCAAUCUUUCGAACGUCGCGUUUCAAGGGCUUGCCAAUCUCCGUUGGCUAAGUCUGGCAAGGACUCAGAUAUCCUCGAUACCUCGUGACAUAUGGAAGCCGAUCAGCGGUCUGGAAUCGCUGAUAUUGUCCGGGACGAAAAUCGAGGAGAUACGGGACGGGAAUUUCGCCGGUUUGUCGAGCCUCCGAAGCAUCGAUAUAAGCAACGCCUCGCUCCGUGAUUUCGCCUCAAGGGCGCUCGAGGACACGCCGCUUCUUCGUAAACUCGACAUGCAGCAGAACAACCUCGCCUUUCUCCCAGCCUCCCUUGCCUCCCUUCCUCUGGAAGAACUGAACCUUGCGAAUAACUCGUGGGCGUGCGACUGUCGCAUGUUUUGGUUCAUAAAAUGGGCCGAGAGCCAGGAGUACCCGGGCGCCUUCGAAACGGGAUUGAAAUGCGGGACCGUCGACAACGGCGACACCCUCUUCACCCUUCGUUACCUCAAUUGCACAGCCCCUUCGUUGGCCUUCGCCACUUCCACGGCCGAGUACGUUCUUCUCAGUUCCGUGCUCCUCGAGUGCGAAUUCAACGGCAACCCGGCUCCCUCGAUAACCUGGGUCACCCCGAGCCUACGGAUACUCCACUGGAACCCGGAUCCUUCGUUCCCCGACGCCUUCGUCGGACAUCCCGCCUCGCACAGGGCCGACGUUAAGACCGUCGACGACAGGGUCAGGGUGCUCGAUAACGGCUCGUUAUACAUCGAAAGGCUGCUGCGCGAGGACGUCGGCAUCUACAAAUGCUUCGCGGUCAAUCCCAUAGCCAACGCUACAACCUACGUCACUCUGCACAUGGACCGGAUCACCUACUACCAUACAAAAAUACUCAGCAUCGCUGUCGGCGCUGCGUGCGCGGCCGGAUUUCUCCUCAUCACUUUGUUCGUACAGUUUCUUCGUUACCUUUUCAACAAAUGCGGAUGUGAGCGUUGGUGCUGCUGCUGCAAGAAGGUGGGUGUUACGCCCCGUGCUAAACAGAUACACCAGAUGCUCGACAAUAUAGAACAGUACAAAAGUCAGCAGUUGGAAAGACUGAGGGAGAAUUAUACCCAGCAGGUGCACAGAAUAAAGGACAAUUGCGCCGAGCAGGUCGAAUGGAUACGGGACAGCUACGAGGGACAGAUGCGUCACAUCAGAGACAUUCGCGAUUACGGAACCAGCCAUCUGACAGCACUUCGCGGACAGUACUACGAUCAGGUGAAACGAGUCCGAGAUUAUUCGACUGGUCAGCUGAACUGGGUACGAGAGAACUACGUCUUCCAGCGUAACAAGAUACGUAAAUUCAGCGCGCACCAAGUGCUCCGUUUCCGGGAGAGCUACAAAUACCAACAGCAAACGUUGAACAAGGUAUUGGAAAACCUGCCGAGUCUUUACCUGGACAAUUGCAGAAGCGGUUCUUGCGGCAAGAGCGACUCGAUAGUAUUCGACCCCAACGACAUUACCGGCAUGGACACCUACUUCAAGGCAAAAAUAAACAAGCUAGUGGAAGGCGGAGCGAGCCUAGAUGACAUAAACAGCGUCUACUAUACCCCGACAGAAAUAUCAGCCUCUACAAGCCCUCAAACCGGAAGUGGAUUGCAGGAUGGUCUCCAUAUCAAUUACAUAGAACACGGUCCCCCACCCCCGUUGGAUCCGCCCCUAGAUAUCUCGACGUUUUCAACUCCCGUUCGCGGGUUGAGGAAAUUCUCGUCGAGCUGCGAACGCGGCGACGGCACCGACGCUCCAGUUUUUCGCGGUGCUAGUGCGGGGGCGUUGGCCGGGGAGCCGCGCGACAUCAUCGAGGGUCUUGGACUGUUGUCAAGUGGAACCAGCCUGCCUGACAUACCGCGGGAAACUCGGCUCUAGGAGGAUCAUCCGGGACGACUGAAAAGGGGCGACGUACGUCGUGGAAACGGUAAUAAUUACAUUACCGCAGACGAUACGUUCCUCGGGCGGUUAAUCGGUGCCAAGGUUGUCUCCGGAUGGAUUUGCAGUAGUAAAGGGAAGAGAAGAGGUCGGAGACUCAGUGAUGAUUAUGAUUAUAUCCGUGAUACGAAAAGGGACUGAUAGUAUGCUAUAUAUUACUGCUACUUCUUUUUUAUUAUCUGCUUUUUCAAGUUUUUUCUUUUUCCCAUAAUGUGCGCGCGGUGUAAGGAAUAUACUUUUAGCUUCGAUUUGUAUUUUCGUUUGUUUUUUGUUGUUUUUUUUUCCUUGGUCAGUUCAUUCCUUGCGUUUGCUUUUUUUUUUUUUUUUUUUUUUUUUUUUAAUUAGAGUAUGAAAAGUAACGUUUGUAAUAUUGAGU
Diprion similis is the source of this 3995-nucleotide messenger RNA. Its product is annotated as leucine-rich repeat and immunoglobulin-like domain-containing nogo receptor-interacting protein 3. The record is from RefSeq and is a predicted model, not a curated record. Bases 890 to 3559 code for a protein of 889 amino acids. Gene Ontology annotation, cellular component: plasma membrane. The transcript is spliced from 3 exons. Gene Ontology annotation, molecular function: protein binding. Lineage: Eukaryota; Metazoa; Arthropoda; Insecta; Hymenoptera; Diprionidae.